Messenger RNA from Daktulosphaira vitifoliae (grape phylloxera), 823 nucleotides. RefSeq lists its product as uncharacterized. Lineage: Eukaryota; Metazoa; Arthropoda; Insecta; Hemiptera; Phylloxeridae. The record is from RefSeq and is a predicted model, not a curated record.
UUUCACGCGAUUAAUGUUUUUCUUUGUAUUAAUAUCAUAUUAUCCUACUAGUAGUAUUUUAAACUGUUUAAAAAAAAAACCCAAACCAAAACCAGAUCUAAGACCAAAAGCAAAUCCUGAUGAGGUUGCUGAAUUUAAUAGAAUUAUUGAAUCUAAUGGAUGGAAAUCUAUAACUGGUAUUUUACAUUGCGACAACGAAGAACCAGCAACAGUUACAGCUUUUUCUUCUACCGAACUUAUCAUUGAAAAUGAUUUUAAGACGAAAAAGGAAUUUGCUUACAUGGUAUUAAGUGCCCUUUAUGAAAACAUGCUAAUGAAAUUAAUUUCAAUUUAUGAGGAUAAGAUAAACAAAUAUUAUGUGUAUUAUAAUGAUUUUAAUUUUAAUGAUGGUAUACUUAAAUAUAAUAUAUUUGUUCAUGAACCUCAUUUGAGAAGUAUAUGCAAUAACUUUGCUAUGUUUGAACCAUUAACGACUUGUAUGUACAAUGCAUUAAAAUAUUUUGAAAAAUGUGACCAUGAGAAUCACGUUGACUUUUUUCUUAAUAGAUUAAAAAAUUCAAUGAAUCACCUGAGUAAAUCUGCAAACUGUUAUAAAAAUGAUGCAAUAAAUAAUAUUCAAAAUGUUAUUAAGACAAAAACUGAUGUAAAAAUGAAUUAUGUGAAUAAGUGCAUUGUUGAGAAAAAUAGUGAAGAAUUUGUUGAAAAUUAUAUUAAAAAAUUUGAAAAUCUUGGCGGAAAUGAUGACGAAUUUAUACCUGACCCACUAUUCUCAAACCAUAAUGAAAAAGUUCAAGAGGGUGUAAAAUUGUNUCUCAAACCAUAA